Molecule: messenger RNA, 2195 nt
Organism: Cucumis melo (muskmelon)
Lineage: Eukaryota; Viridiplantae; Streptophyta; Magnoliopsida; Cucurbitales; Cucurbitaceae
Product: pescadillo homolog
Exons: 13
Coding region: 203-2017 (604 amino acids)
Biological process (GO): maturation of LSU-rRNA from tricistronic rRNA transcript (SSU-rRNA, 5.8S rRNA, LSU-rRNA); ribosome biogenesis
Cellular component (GO): PeBoW complex; nucleolus
Molecular function (GO): RNA binding
Source: RefSeq, a predicted model, not a curated record
CUACUCAUACGCUUUUCUCUCCUCUCCCACUCUCAUAUUCUCUCUCUUUUUUUCCCUCUCUGCAGCUGCCGCCGCCGACGUCUCCUCCUCCUCACCACUACUUCUCUUUCUUCUCCUUUUAUGCACUUCCUCCAUCUAUGAACUCUCCUUUAAUUGAGUUCUGCUAGGUUUAAUUCCUUCUCUUCGAUUCAGCUACAGAAAAAUGGUGAAUAAAGUCACGAGGAAGAAGCAUUACAGGCCGCCGGGGCAGAAGAAGGAAGGUAACGCAGCGAGAUAUGUGACCAGGUCGCAGGCUGUCAAGCAGUUGCAAAUUGGUUUGCCGCUUUUCAGGAAAUUAUGCAUUUACAAGGGAAUAUUUCCUCGAGAGCCAAAAAAGAAAGUUAAAGGAAAUCACCACACUUACUACCAUUUGAAGGACAUUGCUUUUCUUCAUCACGAGCCACUUUUGGAGAAAUGUAGAGAGAUUAGGGCGUAUGAAAAGAAGAUAAAAAAAGCUGAUGCAAAGAAGAAUAAAGAGCGUGCAAACUUUCUAAUAGAACGCAAGCCUACAUAUCUAUCCGGAUUACUCAGAAUAAUAAAGGAGAGGUACCCAAAAUUCAUUGAUGUACUAAGAGAUCUAGAUGAUUGUCUCUCACUGGUACAUCUAUUUGCGGCAUUACCUGCUCAAGAGAGGUUAAAGGUUGAGGCAAAGCGCAUUCAUGAAUGUCGGAGGUUGAGUCAUGAAUGGCAAGCAUUUAUUUCUCGAACUCAUAAACUACGAAAAGUAUUUAUAUCUGUGAAAGGUAUCUACUAUCAGGCUGAGGUAGAAGGUCAAAAGAUUACAUGGCUCGCCCCGCAUUCACUGCAUCAGAUAUUGACUGAUGAUGUCGACUUAACUGUUAUUCUUAACUUCAUGGAUUUUUAUGAGAAACUUCUUGCCCAUGUGAACAAACACUUAUUUAACUCAAUUAAUUUGGAGUACCCUCCGAUUCUGGACCCUCGUUUAGAGGCUUUGGCAGCAGAAUUUUAUGCUUUGUUAAGAUUCUUCGAUGCCAACACCAAAACUUCCUUAGUAAACCCUAAUUCACCAUUUGGAAAAGUAGAUGCCGAAGACUCUGAGCUUAGACUUGCGCAGCUUCAACACCAGCUUCCCUUAAAUGAGCCAACAGCGUUGAUGCAUCUUGUUGAAGAUGCAGCUGGUAUGGAUGAGGACGAGGAUGAAGAUACUCGAGAAUGCAAGAAACUUUUUAAGAAUAUGAAGUUCUUCUUGAGCCGGGAGGUUCAUAGAGAAUCACUGCUUUUCAUCAUUCCUGCAUUUGGUGGCAUGGUUUCGUGGGAAGGAGAUGGAGCACCAUUUAGGGAAUCUGAAAAAACCAUUACCCAUCAGAUUGUUGACCGGUCAACACAGACUCACAAGUUCCUCUCCAGAGACUAUGUUCAGCCACAAUGGGUUUUUGAUUGUGUGAAUAAUCGGAUGAUCUUACCGACUGAGGAUUAUUUGGUGGGAAGGGAUCCUCCUCCACACUUGUCACCUUUUGUUGACAAUGAUGCAGAAGGAUACGUUCCUGAUUAUGCUGUGACCCUUAACAAGUUGAAGGCGGAUGCCAAAAAUGAAGUCUUGCCAUUGCCGGGAGUAGGGAAAGAAGAUUUGGAUGAUCCUCAGAAAUUAUUGGAUGCAGGUGUCAUUGAUCGAGCCAAGGCUAUCGAAGCUGCUGAGAUGAAACAAAAGAUGAUGGCUCUUGAGAAAGAGUAUCAUGAUGAGUUGAAAUUGGAGCUUCAAGGAGGAAAGUAUCCUUCAGCUAUUUCAAAGCUUGAUAAGCAGUUGCCUGAUCAGGAGAAUGAGGGUGGUGAGGACACCAACCUCCCUGAUUAUCAACAAAUGGCCGAAGAUACUGAUAACUUGUCGAAGGUUAUGAUGUCUCGGAAGAAGAAAAAUCUUUAUGAAGCUAUGCAGAUUGGUAAAAGAACGAAGAAGGGGAAAAUUGAUCUUCUGCAUGAAAGGAAGAAAAAGCAUAAAGAAUCUCACAAAUCGCAGUAAGUCAUUGGCAACCACAAUUUUGUCCUUAAUCAUUUGUAAUAUUAUAUUUUAGAUGGUUGAUUAGGUUGUUCAAAGGAAUCGUACUUUGUUGUUUAUGUCUCUCUUGAAGGUUCCUAAACUUUAUGUUUCUGUUUUUAUAGAAUUUUUAACACCAAUUUACUACUUUAUACUUUUAGAA